Petromyzon marinus (sea lamprey) is the source of this 1573-nucleotide messenger RNA. Its product is annotated as aurora kinase C-like. Gene Ontology annotation, biological process: protein phosphorylation. Gene Ontology annotation, molecular function: ATP binding; protein kinase activity. NCBI's taxonomy places the organism in Eukaryota, Metazoa, Chordata, Hyperoartia, Petromyzontiformes, Petromyzontidae. The record is from RefSeq and is a predicted model, not a curated record.
UGUUGUGAGGUUUGGUUUGCUGCUGUGUGCGUCUCCUCCCCCGCCCGCCACGGUUUGUGAAUAUUCGCGCUCGGCUGGGAUGCGGCAAAUCGGCUGGGUCGGCACCGCGUCCACUGCUGCGUGAGCUGCAGCGGAAUCUCGAGCGAGUGCCCGGCCACAGCUUCGGCGUCGCUUCGCUUACCGGACGAGGACUCCCUUCGCGAGCGCCGCGUGGGUCCUGGCCGGGAGCGGUGGUGUCAUUUGACCGCACCUCACGUCGGCUCGCCUCGAGAAUGAACUCGAAGGAAAACAGCGAUCCACACACUGCGAACCUGGUGGGGGCUGGCGGGUCAGGGGAUGCUAAGCUCCUCCUGAAUAAGAUGACGAGUGGCGCUCGACCUGCGAAUCCCACGGGGCAUAACAACCUGCCCCAGCGCAUCCCUGUGGGGCCCAAAUCGCUGAGCCAACAGCAGCAGCCACAGCCGCCAGCGCCCUCAUCCACACAGCCUGAGGCGGAAGCGUCUUCGUCACAGGCGGGUGGCAACCCCAACGACGUGGCCAAGACAAAGAAGCAGUGGUCGCUGGACAACUUUGACAUUGGGCGGCCGCUGGGCAAGGGUAAGUUUGGCAACGUGUACCUGGCGCGGGAGAAGAGCACCAAGUUCAUCCUGGCGCUCAAGGUGCUCUUCAAGUCUCAGCUGGAGAAGUCAGGUGUGGAGCACCAGCUGCGGCGCGAGAUUGAGAUCCAGUCGCACCUGCGGCACCCGAACAUCCUGCGCCUCUAUGGCUACUUCCACGACCGCACGCGUGUCUACCUCAUCCUGGAGUAUGCUCCGCGCGGGGAGCUCUACAAGCUGCUGCAGAAGCUGGGGAAGUUUGACGAGGAACGCAGCGCCUCGUACGUCGCGGACAUGGCGGACGCACUUAUAUACUGCCACUCGAAGAAGGUGAUCCACCGCGACAUUAAGCCUGAGAACUUGCUGCUGGGCCUCAAGGGAGAGCUCAAGAUCGCCGACUUUGGGUGGUCGGUGCACGCGCCCUCCUCCAGGCGCGCGACUCUGUGCGGCACGUUGGACUACCUGCCACCCGAGAUGAUCGAGGGGCGCACGCACGAUGAGAAGGUGGACUUGUGGAGCCUGGGCGUGCUCUGCUACGAGUUUCUUGUCGGGCGCCCGCCCUUUGAGUCAGAGACCCACAACGAAACCUACCGCCGCAUCUCCAAGGUGGACCUACGCUUCCCAUCACACUUGAGCGAUGGAGCCAAGGACCUGAUUGCAAAUCUGCUGAAACACAACCCCCACACCCGCCUGCAGCUCGCUAGCGUCUUGCAGCACCCCUGGGUCAAGGCCAACGCCAAACGCAUUGUGCCGCCCGCCUACACCGCUGCCACCACCACCAGUGCCACCACCACCAGUGCCACCACCAGUACAGCCAACUGAGGCCAGGGCUACCUUCCUCCAAUCGCGUGGGUGUAAGUUCUUGUACUGGUGCACAUAAUAUGGAGUUAAUCAAGUGGAGACGCUUUUUGGUGGGAGUGGAGUGGGUGAGGCCUGCCCUGGGGGUGUGAUGGAGGCAUGUGGAGCUGUCUGCCUGA